This is a messenger RNA of Telopea speciosissima, 1820 nucleotides long. Its product is annotated as protein NRT1/ PTR FAMILY 4.5-like. Gene Ontology annotation, biological process: transmembrane transport. The coding region runs from base 3 to 1820 and encodes 605 amino acids. The record is from RefSeq and is a predicted model, not a curated record. Gene Ontology annotation, molecular function: transmembrane transporter activity. Lineage: Eukaryota; Viridiplantae; Streptophyta; Magnoliopsida; Proteales; Proteaceae. Gene Ontology annotation, cellular component: membrane. The transcript has 5 exons.
ACAUGGGUGUCCAGGUUUUCAAGGAUUGGAAGGGCAACCCCAUCAACAAAGACAGGCAUGGUGGAGCCAAAGCUGCAUUGUUCAUCUGCUUUAUGGUGUUGAUGACAAACAUGUCGUAUGCACCAACCUUUCUAAACUUGGUGACAUAUCUUCGUGGUACAAUGCAUAUGGAUGUUGCCACUGCGUCCACCACCGUCACUAACUUCUUCGGUACUACCUGCGCUUUUGCUUUGCUCGGCGCCUUCAUCUCCGACUCUUAUCUCACUAGAUUCAAAACCUUGCUUCUUUUUGCUCCCCUAGUUAUCCUUGUAAGUCUCUCUCUCUCUCUCUCUCUCUCUCAACCUCUUAUUUGGAAACUCGGUUUUGUGAUGCUUACAUUGCAAGCAUAUCUUCCAUCUCUAAGACCACCAACAUGCGACGACACAACUACUUCUGGUUCUGGGCAACAAAGUGAGUGCAAGCAAGUCCAUGGCCCCAAAGCUGCUGUAUUGUAUAUAGCCUUAUACACUAUAGCGAUAGGAGAAGGCAGUUUAAGAGCCAACCUCCCACCAUUUGGUGCAGACCAGUUUGAUGAUGAUAAUGAUGAUGAUGAUGAUGAUAUAAUCAACAUGCGCCGCCGCCGCAAGUCUAGCUACUUCAACUGGUUGAACGUCUGCAUUUCAGGUGGAUCCGUCAUGGGUCUAACCCUGAUAGUAUGGAUUGAGAGUAGCAAAGGAUGGACCCUAGGUCUCGCUCUAACUUCAGCUGUUAUGUUACUUGGACUUAUUGUGCUUUCACUUGGUUUUAAAUCCUACCGUUAUCAGAUCCCAAGAGGCAGCCCCCUUACUCGGAUGUUACAGGUUUUGGUAGCUGCAUUUAGAAAAAGAAAUCUUCCCUCACCAAAAAAUGAAGCAGAAUUAUAUCAAGAAUCUCCUGGUGAAGAGAAAAUAGGGGAGAUACUCUCACAGACAAAGAGUCUCAAAUUCCUAGACAAAGCUGCAAUUAUAAAUGGGUCAACAACGACAGGGAGUAUUAAUAAUAAUUGGUCUCUUUGCACUGUGACCCAAGUAGAGGAGAUGAAAAUCAUAAUUCGAAUGCUACCAAUCUUCCUUAGUGCUUUGCUUGCUUACAUUCCUGUACCACAACUUUUGACAUUUACCAUUCAACAAGGAAGCACUAUGAACACCAAGCUAGCAUCUGGGAAAAUCAAUGUCUCUCCUGUCUCUCUUCUCACCAUCCCCAUAUUUUUCCAAACAAUUUUCUUAAUCGUCUAUGAUCGCUUAUUUGUGCCAAUUGCAAGCAAGAUCACAGGACAUAGAACUGGCAUCACCCACUUGCAACGGGUCGGCGUUGGCUUCGUAAUGGUAUCACUAGCAGGUACUAUAGCUGCACUGAUUGAGAGGAAAAGGAAAAGCAUCGUAGCUGCUGGAGCUGGAGUUGGAGCUGAUCAUGUGGUGGUGCCCAUGUCUGUUUUGUGGCUUGGAUUUCAAUUCUUUGCUAUUGUUAUCAUCGAUGUGUUUACAUAUGUUGGUUUGCUUGAGUUCUUCAAUAGUGAGGCGUCGAGGGGGAUGAAGUCCUUGGGAACUGCCAUUUUUUGGUGUAUACUUGGCUUGUCAUCCUUGUUAAGCUCUACUCUUGUGGAACUAGUCAACAGAUACACCGCACAUCAUCCCGGAGAAACUGGAUGGUUGGGAGGAAACGAUUUGAAUCACAAUCAUCUUGACCGUUUCUAUUGGUUGCUAGCCAUCCUUGGCCUUGUUGGGUUCUUCAACUAUUUGUUUUGGGCCACCAAAUAUGUGGAGAGAAAAACUAUUAAUAAUGUUGAUCGGAGCAGUACUUGA